GCAAGUCGCUGCCUGUGGAUCCCUAUUCCGAAUGCCAAAGCAGGCAAAAGCCACACAUACACACGCACACGCACACACACACGCACACACAUCUCACCCUGUGAAAGGGGGAAGAAAAGGGGCAGAGAACGGAGUGAGAUUUGCCUCUCUUUUUUAUUUCUUCUGUUUUCACUCCAUUACAGUCGCGCUCUGUGUUUCAGCCCUUGCUUCAAAUGAAGAGCUUUCUUGGACUUGGAGUACCGGGCGUUAUUAGAAAAAGAAGCUGUUCUUCUACUCUGUCCCUGCUGCUGCUGCGGCGCUGCUUACUGUGAGCGCGUCCUCCCAGCGCUUUGGAAUAUACAGCGUGCUUCUAUGCACCAAACCAUGGAGAUUAUAUGACGUGGAUUUAUGUGUUUUUUUUUUUCUUUUCUUUUUUUUUUAACAAAACUGGACAUACACAAGAAGCAACAACCUUUGUUUUCAGUUCUUUUUAUUGUUUUUUUUUUCAUUACAUCUUUUUUUUUUCUUUUCCCCUUCCACUCUUCUGUUCUUUCGUUUGAUCUGUGCCUACUUUAUUAUUUCAUGCCCUUAGCUUUUCUUCCCUGUUUCAGUUUAUUUAAAUGAUUAUUUUCUCUACACUCAUUCUUGUUCUGGUCCGUUUCGGACUCGCAGAAGUGGGAUGCCUCGCGGAGAACAUUUGUAGGGGAGAAGGUUUCGCGCAGCAGCUAGCGUGAAUGAAUGAAUGAUAGUCUCCUUCUCCAUCUGAGACGUGCCAUGGAUGGGAAACUUAAUUUGUAUCCACGGAACAGAUCGGGGAAUAGCCGUCGCCUCAAAUAACUACUGUUGACAGCGAUCAGGACAAAUGUCAUAGGAUGAACACUGCUGGUGGGGUGUGUCUGUCUGUGCUGUCCUCCCUCCUGGCUGUGGCUGGGGCCCUGGCUGCUGUGUCUGCCCUCGCUGUAGCUCCUCUCUCUGCCCUGGCUGAGGCUGCCCAUGAGGCUGUCGAUAGCAUCCCCAGCAGUGGGGCAGAGGGGACCCCCUCAUCCAUCUCCUCACCAUGCUCCAGCCUUGUAGCAGGGGUGCUCUAUGGCUCUUUCUCCCUAAGGGAGCUCUUUCCCUCCAGGAGACCUGGUUGUUCCUGGUCUCUAGAAAAUCCAGAUCCCACCAAGUACUCCCUCUACCUCCGUUUCAACCGUCACCCUGUCAUCUGCCGGACACACUCCCCCAUGCUUCUUUCCUUGGACCACCAUCUGGCCAAUCAAAGCUGUCCUCUUCAUUUGCAAACAGCCACAGCCAGAGAUCAGGAAGUCAUCGAUCUCUGUGGCAGCCAAUCCAACCCAGAAAGACCUUACUCCUUCUUACAGUUUGAUAAGAACUUUGUCCAACUGUGUCUGACGAGACAUCCAGCUGCAAAUGAGCCUCAGGUAACUAAGGAAUUGUUGGAGCAGAGGCUGGUAGAGGUGUUACUUAUCAACAACGAGAACUCCAGUCAGUUCACCUGUGGUGUGCUCUGUCGAUGGUUUGAGGAGUGUUUGCGCACAGAUCAUAAUGGCAACCAGGAAGUUUCUAAUGGGGAUGGUUGCGGGAUGACCCAGACGGGCUGCAUUUGUCCAAAUCACAAUAUUAUGGCACCACCAAUUCCCUUACUCCCAGAGACACCUCACAGCUUCAGCAAUGGUUCAGUAGUUCCUGAUGACUGCUGCGUCACUGAGCUGCAUUCCAAUGAUGCAAUCGCCAUAGCACCCAGAGAUGUUCGACAAGACCCAUAUGAUGAUGAUCUGAAGGUGAAGACCCAAAGACCACGAUCAGCUGACCAGCCAGGUGUGUUUCAGGCACAAACAGGUGACCCUGCAGCAGAGGAGUGGUCACAGUGGAGUGUAUGUUCUCUCACAUGCGGACAAGGCUGGCAAGUGAGGACCCGAUCAUGUGUUUCUUCUCCCUAUGGGACACUGUGCAGUGGUGCCCUGCGGGAAACGCGCAUGUGCAACAAUACAGCUUCCUGUCCAGGGGAACCCGGAAUCAUAAGUUCAGUGCAUGGGCAGUGGGAGGAGUGGUCGUCAUGGAGUUUGUGCUCUGUGACCUGUGGGCGGGGGUCCAGGACGCGAGCCAGGAAGUGUAUGGAUGAAGGCGAGGCUAUGGCUUGCGGACGGCCCGAGAUUCAGACCAAACUCUGCAACAUAGCGGUGUGUCCCGUGGAAGGCCAGUGGUUGGAGUGGGGACCCUGGUCCAGGUGCAGCGUGACUUGUAAUAUGGGAACCCAGCAGAGGCAGAGGCGUUGUAGUUCGUCUGUGCACAGCUGGGCUGAGUGUCAGGGUCCCCAUCAGGAGAGCAGAAACUGCACCAACCCUUCAUGCAGCGGUGGAGGUAACUGGGGCAACUGGAACCACUGGAGUCUCUGCAGCAAGACCUGUGACUCCGGGUGGCAGCGGCGCUUCAGGAUGUGUGAGGGCACUGGAAUACAAGGUUAUCCCUGCGAUGGGUCGGGAGAGGAGGUCCAGUCCUGUAAUGAGAAGAAGUGCCCUGCUCCCCAUGAGAUAUGCAAAGAUGAGCAUCUCCUUUCUAUGUCAUGGAAGAGAGCCUCAGCUGGAGAAACUGUCUUCAACAAGUGUCCAAUAAAUGCCACUGGAACUGUUAGUCGUCGUUGUAUGCUGGACAAUAACGGAGUUGCUUUCUGGGGUCCUCCGAGCUUCGCCAGAUGCGUCUCACUUGAUUAUAAAAAUUUACAUAUAUCUUUACGAGAGCAUCUCGCGAAGGGUCAGAGGACCCUGGCCGGGGAGGGCAUGUCUCAGAUCGUACGGCGUCUCCUGGAACUCUUGCAGAGAAGGAGCUACUUCAGUGGCGACCUUCUCUUCUCCACGGAGAUCCUGCGAAAUGUGACGGACACCUUCAAAAGAGCAACCUACAUCCCAGCUCCCGACGACGUGCAGAAAUUCUUCCAGAUUGUCAGCCACAUGUUGGACUUAGAAAAUCUUGAAAAAUGGGAGGACAUCCAUCAGUUCGCUCCCGGUGCUGCUUUGUUGAUGAAGAUAUUAGAAGAUUUUAUUCACUUCAUUGGAGAAUCUCAGAAGCCUUUUCAGAGUUUUCUAGUGGUCACAAACAAUCUUAUGAUAACCAUACAGAGAGAGCCAGUUUCCGCAGUUUCCAGUGAUAUCAACUUCCCCAUGAAGGGCCGGAGAGGGAUGAAGGACUGGGCAAGAACAGCAGAGGAUAAGCUUUACAUCCCUAAAGAGGUCUUCACCAUCCCAGCUGAGGAGACGGAAACUGAUUCAGAAUCCACAAUACACUAUGUCAUCGGUGCAAUCUUGUACAGGACGCUGGGGAUCAUCUUACCCCCACCGAUCCCCCCUACGGUGAUAAACUCCAAGAUCCUGACAGUGACAGUUCGACCAGAACCGCAGCCCAGCGAACCCAUGGUGGUGGUGGAGCUGUCACCGCUUUUAAAUGGCACAUCAGAUCCUCAGUGCGUUGUCUGGGACUAUGGCAACCUGGAAGCUGGCGCAGAAAACUGGGGCACAGAAGGCUGCCAAACGCUCGCGUCAAACACUGUCCACACCAAAUGCCUGUGCAGCAGGAUAUCCACAUACGCAGUGUUAGCGCAGCAAGCUAAAGACCCGGACAUGGGUCCUACCAGCAUGCCCUCUGUGCCCCUCAUGGUGGGGUGUGGGGUCUCCUGCACUGCUCUGCUCAUCCUGCUGCUAAUCUACGCUGCCUUCUGGAGGUAUAUUCGAUCAGAGAGAUCAAUCAUCUUGGUGAAUUUUUGCCUCUCCAUCCUGGCCUCCAAUUUAUUGAUUUUGGUGGGACAAUCUCAAACGCUCAGCAAGGGCCUCUGUACUGUGACUGCUGCCUUCCUGCAUUUCUUCUUCUUGGCUUCCUUCUGCUGGGUGCUGACUGAGGCGUGGCAGUCCUACCUGGCCGUCAUUGGCAAAACCAGAUCACGACUCAUCCGCAAGCGUUUUCUGUGCCUCGGCUGGGGUCUUCCAGCCCUCGUAGUUGCAGUGUCUGUGGGUUUCACCAGAGCGAGAGGUUAUGGCACAGCCAGCUACUGCUGGUUAUCUUUGGAGGGCGGCCUGCUUUAUGCCUUUGUCGGUCCUGCUGCUGUUAUUGUGUUGGUGAACAUGCUCAUAGGAAUCGUGGUGUUUAACAAGCUCAUGUCUCGGGACGGCAUCUCAGACAAGUCUAAAAAGCAGCGAGCGGGUGUCCCAGUGGAGGCUCGUAGCCGACUGCUCCUGAAAUGCUCCAAGUGUGGCGUGAUCUCGAGCACAGCUAUUUCCAGCUCGACUGCCAGCAGCGCCAUGGCAUCCCUGUGGAGCUCCUGUGUGGUUCUUCCUCUGUUAGCUCUGACCUGGAUGUCAGCGGUGCUGGCCAUAACUGACCGCCGCUCCACACUCUUCCAGGUCCUCUUUGCCGUCUUUGACUCUGUCCAAGGCUUUGUCAUCAUCACCGUCCACUGCGCCAUGCGCCGAGAGGUGCAAGAUGCAGUGCGUUGUCGUAUGGGGGGAUGUAAAGAUGACAGCGAAAACUCCCCAGACUCCUGCAAGAAUGGACAGGUGCAGAUCAUGACGGAUUUUGAGAAGGAUGUGGACUUGGCUUGUCAAACAGAGAGAGGACACCCAUUCAUUUUCAAAGAGGUUAACACCUGUAAUCCAGCUACCAUCACCGGGACUCUGUCCCGAAUCUCCCUUGAUGAUGAGGACGAUCCUAAACUUGCCGCCCAUCAGGAGGGAGGGGUUGGGGUUAACUUCAGCUCUCUCCCUGGAAACAUCCCACCUCCAAAUCUCAUUGUACAGGUUCCAACCUUAGGAGGUCUGAAUGAGCUCAGUGAGACACCCUUAAAGAAGGAGGUGAAUGUGGACCAGCAAAGGCAGCAGGGGCAACAACGCAGUGCUGCUCCAAUCUACCUGUGCACUGAGAGUGGCCUAGGAUGGGCUCGACCGCCUGCUUCCUCCAAUAACUCCCAGGACGGAAGUGCAGGGAGUGGAGGAAGUGGAGGAGGUGGAGGAGGAAGUAGUGGUGGAGGGGAGGGAGACUACAUGGUCUUACCUCGUAGGACGGUCAGUCUCAAACCUCCAGCUUCCUCUUCGCAAGGAGGAGGCCUGGGACUCGGGGGCGAGGAAAAGCCUCUCAACAUCGCAGUGGAGGAUCCUCCCUUCCCUCCGCCUCCUUCUCCUCUGACCCUCCACCCGGCUGAGAGUGAGGCCUACCCAGCAGAUUUUGUACCGUCGAGUGUGGGAGACAUGAACCUCACCAUGAACCUCAACCGCUCCUACGGGACGAUCAAAACCCUGCCCCAUGGGCACGGCCACUUGAUGCCUCAGGGUGGCCUUGUGCACUCCCACGGAGGACACAUGCAUUCCCACGGGCAUUCUCUUCAACUGAAGCAGGGCCAGAGGCCAUCCGUCAGACAGAUUCUGACAGGUGGAACUACAGUGGAGAGAACCAUGACCCUGCCACGCAACCUGGGCAGCAGCAACGCCAACACCAGCCUCUCAGCAGGAUCCCUGGAGAGGAAAAGAGUACGGUACUCUGAGCUGGAUUUUGAGAAAGUGAUGCACACUCGCAAAAGACAUUCUGAGCUGUACCAUGAGCUUAACCACUCGUCCAGGUUCCACACCAUAGACAGGUAUAACAGGGACCCAGCCAUGUCCACAUUCAAGAGGGAAAAGAGAUGGAGCAUUUCGUCUGCCGGAGGUGAAAAGAACUCGUUGAGUGACAAGUCCACCCCAGAGGACCAGAGCUCCUGGGACAGCUUCAAAACCAUGGCCCCCGAGCUGUCCAUCGUGCCUGGGGAGCAGAAGGACCGACUGGAACUGCACAAUAAAAACUGGGACUCAUCCUCAGCUAACACACCCGACUCGUCCGAGGGAGACUUCCAGACUGAAGUGUGAAGAUGUGCAAACGUAUAUAAGCUCACCUGAACAAACACACAGAUGCACACAGAGAUACUGGACUCCCAAAGGGCGACACAUCAAUACUUCUUUUUUUUCUGCAAGAAUCUUACACACUCUGCUCCUCGUCUCAUGAUCCCAUACUGUAUUUGUUUACUGCUGCAGAGGACAGACAUAACAGGAAGACUGUUCUACUCUAUAUUUUCGCAAAAAACUAUUGAAAAGAAAGAACAGGGGCUGGACAAUGUCUGUGACUGAAGACAAUUUUUAAAUGAACUUAAAGAAAAAAAAAGUAUGAAAAAG
Melanotaenia boesemani (Boeseman's rainbowfish) is the source of this 6167-nucleotide messenger RNA. RefSeq names its product adhesion G protein-coupled receptor B2 (gene adgrb2). Gene Ontology annotation, biological process: cell surface receptor signaling pathway; peripheral nervous system development; adenylate cyclase-activating G protein-coupled receptor signaling pathway. NCBI's taxonomy places the organism in Eukaryota, Metazoa, Chordata, Actinopteri, Atheriniformes, Melanotaeniidae. The record is from RefSeq and is a predicted model, not a curated record. Gene Ontology annotation, cellular component: plasma membrane. The transcript is spliced from 35 exons. Gene Ontology annotation, molecular function: G protein-coupled receptor activity. The coding region runs from base 852 to 5864 and encodes 1670 amino acids.